ACGGGGCUGAUUACUGGCCGUGGCUGCUGCCUCACCGCUCACACGCUGCACACGUCCCGCACAUCAGCUGCUUCUCCUCUCUGCCCGACGCUCCUGGCCGGAUUCAUAAAGUGAACAAAGGAGGAGAGGAAACGACUGGCCGCCGCAUCCCGGGAAGGUCAGUGAUGAUCAAUGCUGGUUAGAGCCUGCAGCUGAGGAUGUCUGCUACAGAUUCGGACAACUCCAUCGACUGGCUGGCCAGCGACACAGAGAAUGAGAGCGAACCAGAGCUGGACUGCACGGCAAAGCACGUCCAGAAAGAAGCGUCUCCACCUGAGAGGAGCGGCGAGCUGAGGGAGGAUAACUGCUGCGAGGUCACCGGUAGCAGGAGCUCUCCUCGCAGCGCUGUGAGCUCGGACAGAGACUCUGACAAUGGACUGUAUAAAUCGCAGUACGGAGAAAAGGUGAAUUGCACGAACGCUCAGGCGGCGAAGAGACGCCAUAGCCCCUCCGGAGAGCAGUGCAAGGACCGGCAGCCUGUAUCCAACAUGUUGGAGAAAGAUCAAGUUUUUAUCAAAAAGUGCAUGGAGCUUCAAUGCUACAUCCACCCUCUGUCAUCAAUCUUGAACGGCCUUCGUUCGGGGAGAUACAAGGAAAGGCUCAGCAGUUUCCAGGAGAGUGUGGCUAUGGACAGGAUUCAAAGGAUCAUGGGUGUUCUGCAGAAUCCCUUCAUGGGGGAGAAAUAUGUUGAUAUCAUCCUGAAAAUGGAGGCGAUGUUAAAGAGCUGGUUCCCUCACGUGAAACUCCAAGAGCAGCACGCUACCACCCAGACAGAGGGACUUGUGCCCAGCAAAAGGCUUAAGGUAUCGCCAUCGGCUCCGUCUGCUGCUGGGAGCUCCGUCUCUCACAGUGAUCCUCCGGCUGCCACCAAAGCUCUGAGGGUCACGGACCUGACUCCACCUGAAGCCUACUCCGCCAACAACCUGAAGUGGCUCCACACGUCGCCGAUCUGCUCCCCCACGGCUGAGGAGGGCCAGGCUGGUCCCAGGCACGCGCUGUUGCCCGGAGACAAAGACCUUACGCAGGACAGUGCCGUCUCCUCCAGCACAGAUGGCCACGUUAAGACGGACUCUGUGCUGAGAGGACCGCCGCCGGGCAAAAUCAACGCACCUUGCCUGGAACGGCUCCUUAAAUCCACAGACAGCAUCAUCACACGCAGCGGGACAGGGGGUUUGAUGGGCAGCAGCUGGUCCUAGUCCAAACAUGGGGCGGGGGGGCUGGGGUAUCCAGCUGUUACUGCGGCCCGACCCAGCCUCAUCCUGCCCCACCCAGCUCAGAGCCAGUUAGCUCGCUUCACUCAUUCCAGCCUUCAGGAUUGAUGGGAGCGUUCAAAGAAAGGGAAGUCGCAGAUUCCUCUCCAGGGUCGCCAACGAACACGAUGGGGUUUUUCUCAGAUGUGACGAGGGUCCGCCCUCGCUUGCCCUUUUUAUUGACACAUCCACAUUUCUCCUUGGAUUCUUGAGUUGCGUGUGAGUGUUAAAAGGUUAGGCGACCCACGCGCAGAUAACCGAAGCAAGUAUUGUCAGAACUGGACUCUUCCCACCGGGUCGCACGAUACAGGUUUUCAUCAAUCUGCCGUUCUGCCUUGAAGGGAAGAGUGUUAGCGUGUAGGAAAGGAUUUUUCAGAUAUCCAUACAUGGUCUACAUAUUGUUGGUCUACUAAAAAUGUGGCUAAAAUGUGACGUUAACGCCCCCAAACUCCUCCCCUUCCCUCCCAAUGACUCCACUCUUAGGUUUAUUGAUGUGACUGUUACUCAUUUCUACUAUUCAUCAAUAAAUCUUUUUUUGUUUUUGGUACAACUGUUCUACCUCAUCGAGCACCACGUCAUGGUUAGUUAGUUGGAAUGUGACAACUUUGCUCAGAGUCUGGACCCCCUGAUGCGGUCUGCGUUGAGCCAAACGCCCUCCGACAACAGGGCCGUGCAAACAGAGGAUGCUCUCUCUAUCUCUCUCUCUCUCUCCAUGGGGGACGCCCUUGUGGCCUGACUGGUGCCAUUGUAAAGAAUGUCAACUGCAGAUUUGUUUUUCUGAGUCUCCCAGAAGAAGGCAAACAGUGCCUGCAAAGUCAAGCUGUGCCUGUCAGCCGUUUGAUUAGAAAAGAGAAGCGUUUAGACUACCUUCACCUCUGUGGGGUCUACAGAUUCAGGAAUUGUCAUUCUGCCAUUUUCCUGUAUGAAUAAAUUAUUGCCAACUACUUGGUGUGGUGAAGUAGAACAACUACUAUCAAUUUAUUUUGCCACACUAGACCGUGUGUAGACCACCUGAGAGGGACAAGGGAUUUGUCUUUAAAUCUUACUGCGAAAGGUUGUAGAUUUACCCUGAAAAGUGGCCUUUAUAGUGUGAAAUUUUAUACUUUCUAAAUAAAUGUGGUUAUAUUUGUUUGAUGCAAA
This is a messenger RNA of Cyprinodon tularosa, 2429 nucleotides long. Its product is annotated as circadian-associated transcriptional repressor. The coding region runs from base 198 to 1235 and encodes 345 amino acids. Lineage: Eukaryota; Metazoa; Chordata; Actinopteri; Cyprinodontiformes; Cyprinodontidae. Gene Ontology annotation, molecular function: RNA polymerase II cis-regulatory region sequence-specific DNA binding. The transcript is spliced from 6 exons. Gene Ontology annotation, biological process: negative regulation of DNA-templated transcription; circadian regulation of gene expression. The record is from RefSeq and is a predicted model, not a curated record. Gene Ontology annotation, cellular component: nucleus.